AUGGACAAGCCUUGGCUGCGGGCGCUGAAAGAGAGUGUAAAUGCUGCUGUCGAGAUGAGUGUGAAGGCCUUUGAGCUGGUCCCUGCUGUGGAGCGAGAGCUCCUCAUGGGAGACAAGGCUCGAAUCAACAUUGAAUGCAUCGAAUGUUGUGGAAAGCACCUGUACAUUGGAACAAAUGACUGCUUCAUCCACCAUUUCCUUCUAGAAGAGGUCCCUUCCUCUAAAGGAAAACUAACUUUCUUGGCACAAAAACUACUUCACAAAUAUCUGGGACUCAAGAAACCAGUGGCUGAGCUGCGGGCUGCAUCAGCUUUGGAGCGAUUGAUGGUGCUCUGUGAUGGAGUGCUAUUUCUUGUUGACAUGUUGACUUUAGAAACUCCCUCUGGAGCUGGAGGGGCCAAAAUCAGAGGUGUCACUACAUUCUGCAUUAAUGAGAACCCAGUUAAUGGAGAUCCAUUCUGUGUGGAGAUGGGAAUACUUUCUUCUAAACGGCGGACAGUGCAGAUUUUUAUGGUGUAUGAAGACCGAGUUCAGUUAGUGAAAGAAGUGAACACACCAGAACAGCCCUGCGCUGUUUCUCUGGAUGGAUACUUUUUGUGUUUGGCUCUAACCACACAAUACUUAAUCUUAAACUACAACACUGGAGCCAACCAGGACUUAUUUCCAUACAACAGUGAGGAGAGGAAGCCUAUUGUGAAGAGGAUUGGCCGAGAGGAGUUUCUGCUGGCAGCACCAGGCGGUCUUGGAAUGUUUGCUAAUGCAGAGGGCGUCUCCCAGCGUGCUCCAGUGAAUUGGUCUGAGAAUGUGAUUGGAGCUGCGGUUUGCUUUCCUUAUGUUGUGGCAUUAGACGAAAGCUUCAUCACUGUCCACAGCAUGCUCGACCAACAGCUCAAACAAACUCUGCCUUUCAGGAAUGGACACGUUCUCCAGGACUUUGAAGGGAAAGUCAUUCUAGCUUCUACUAAAGCGGUGUAUGUACUUGUGCCAUUGCCUCUUGAGAGACAAAUCCAGGAUUUAUUAGCCAGUCACAGAGUGGAAGAAGCUCUCAUCCUCACUGAAGGAGCCCAGAGGAAUAUUCCCAAAGAAAAGUUUCAGAUUUUGCACAAAAAGAUCCUUCAGCAGGCAGGUUUUAUACAGUUUGGUCAACUUCAAUUUCUAGACGCAAAGGAGCAUUUUAGAAAAGGACACCUGGACGUCCGGGAGCUCAUCUCUCUUUACCCGCUGCUGCUGCCUUCCUCAUCCACAUUCACGCGCUGCCAUCCUCCUCUUCACGAGUUUGCUGAUCUGAACCACUUGGCUCAAGGCGACCAGGAAAAGGUCCAGAGGUGCAAGCAGUUUCUAAUCAGCUACUUGGCAGAGAUGCGAAGUACAGAAGUCGCCAAUGGCUGCAGGGAGGACGUGGACACUGCUCUACUGAAACUCUAUGCUGAACAAGAUCACGAAAGCCUCCUCGAUCUGCUCGCCUCAGAAAACUUCUGUGUUUUAGCCGACUGUGUGCCAUGGCUAGAAAAGUAUCAUAAAUAUUUUGCACUAGGUUUACUUUACCAGUAUCAGGGUCAGGAUUCAGCCGCUUUGCAGUUGUGGAUGCGUGUGGCUGAUGGAGAUCUUCAGGACGGGACACGGUCUGAUCUGGACGACUACAUCACAGACUUUCUCUGCUCCUGCUCCAGUCUGGAUCUCGUGUGGAAGUACGCCGACUGGGCCUUACGCAAAAACCCCACUACAGGAGUUCAAAUAUUCACUAAAAGAAUUCCCACUAAAAACCAGCCGGAGCUGAAGCCUGACGAUGUCGUGACGUAUUUAACGGCGCAUCGUGAGGCCCUUCUACUCUACCUGGAGCACCUGGUCCUGCAGCAGCACAUUCAGAAGGAGACGUUCCACACGCACUUGGCUGUCUUAUACCUCGAGAGAGUCCUGGCGUUGCUAUCGGAAACGCCGGUGGACGAGGCGCAGCUGUCGAAAGCUCGAGAGAGACUCCAGGCCAUGUUACGAGAGUCUAACCUUUAUCGAGCACAAUAUCUUUUAGGAAAGAUAAAUGCUUGUGAAAAGCUGCUGCUUGAGCGUGCAACACUACACGGCAAACUGGAGGAGCACAACGAGGCCCUGCACAUUCUAGUUCAUGAACUCAAGGAUUUCCCAUCUGCUGAGGCCUACUGCAUUUGGGCGUCUGAGUCACGGAACGCUGCUUACAGACAGAAACUCUUCCACCUUUUAUUAGGGGUUUAUUUAGACUCUCAGUCCAAGCCUGAGGCAGCAAGGAGCAGUGGUGAGAUGGAGAUGGCGGCUGUGGACCUAUUGAAUCGCUAUGGAGAGGUGUUUGACGCGGUGCAGGUACUAAACAUGCUUCCCGAAGGAUGGUCCCUGCAGCUGCUCAGGCCGUUCCUGGGACGAGCCAUCCGGGCCAGUGUCCACGCCUGUCGCACCUCCCAGAUCGCCUUGGGACUCGCGCACUCGGAAAAUCUACAGCUGCUGCAUGACCGGUUGAAGGAGAGGAAGAAGCCCAUCAUGGUGUCGGACAAGAAAGGCUGCUUUAUGUGUCACAAUACGUUCAGUGAACCGGAGGUGGUGUGUCUGCCCGGAGGAGUGCCCGUCCAUACUCACUGUGUCCAAGACCGGAUCCAACACUCCCCCUCCAAAAAACAUUUAUCUAAUAGCACCAACCACACGUGA
Knipowitschia caucasica is the source of this 2670-nucleotide messenger RNA. Lineage: Eukaryota; Metazoa; Chordata; Actinopteri; Gobiiformes; Gobiidae. The record is from the annotation of a GenBank genome assembly.